Alligator mississippiensis (American alligator) is the source of this 4273-nucleotide messenger RNA. RefSeq names its product ADAM metallopeptidase with thrombospondin type 1 motif 4 (gene ADAMTS4). Gene Ontology annotation, biological process: proteolysis; extracellular matrix organization. Gene Ontology annotation, molecular function: metalloendopeptidase activity. Gene Ontology annotation, cellular component: extracellular matrix. The transcript has 9 exons. Bases 651 to 3155 code for a protein of 834 amino acids. NCBI's taxonomy places the organism in Eukaryota, Metazoa, Chordata, Crocodylia, Alligatoridae. The record is from RefSeq and is a predicted model, not a curated record.
UGCCCAGCCAGCCAAUGGGAGUUAGCGCAGAAAACUAUUAAAACCGGUCCUCUCCAAGAAGCCGCUACAGAAACUCAGGGAAGGAGCCAGAGGCAGAGAUUUCAGCAGAGCCCUGCUCCCAACUCCCGGGACUGACUGCAGAGAAGGGCAGGCAGGCAGCCUGGAGCACCCUCACCCCAGCUGCUUCUCCCACAUCCCAGCACAGAGAAGGAAACAGUGCUGAAGCCAAGCCUUGGAAACUUGAAGCCAGCCGUGCCGAGUCCUGCAGGAUCCUCAGCCCAGCUGCCUCUGCCCCUGGGAUCUCCUGUGCAGGGCUGCGACUUGGAACAAAAGAAUUGGGAAGAGGCGGCACCACCGGCAAGCAGCCGGCUCCCUGUCAUCUGGCUACAGGCGCACUCAGCCGUGCCCAGCUGGCAGAGACUGCUCCUCCUGGUAGGGGAGACGCUGUGGGCACCCAGGUGCUGCACCCCAGGGCCCAGAGGAUGGUAGCUGGAGCAGGUCUCCUGUAGCUGAGUCCCGAGGGGAGUUGAUUCCUUUCAGCUGCCGUCCAACCUUGCUACGUCCAGUGCUCCAGGGCUUGGCCCCUUGGGGAUAAAACCACUGCAUCUGUUUUAUUAUCCACUAACACCACCUGUGCCCUUUGUCCUGCCAUGAUGAACCCGGCCCCCGCAUUGUGGCUCCUAACUAUGGCCACCUGCUGCCUCCUUGUCCUGGCAUCCUGGGAGUACGCCCGGGCCGGCGUCUACAAGGAGGAGGUCGUGUUUCUGGAGAGGCUAAACAGCAGCGCCAGCCCCACUGGUAUGGAUGAGGUGGACAUGGCUGGGAACGGGCUGGGCAGCGGCAGCCCCAACCAGCAGCUCCUCUACCGCCUCCGGGUCUUCGGAGAGGAGCUGGUGCUGGCACUGGAGCGGGACCCCAGCUUCCUGUCCAAGGACCUGACCGUGCAGUACCUGGGCCAAGGCGGGCAGGCGACCGACAGCGCUGUGGAGCCUGGGAACUACUUCACCGGGACGGCGAACUCCGAUCCCGAGUCUAUCGCAGCCGUGCACUUCGACGGGACGUCGCUGCUGGGCGUGCUGAAGUACCAUGGCGCCGAGUACCACGUGCAGCCCCUGGACGGCGGCGUGCCCAACGCAGCGGGAGGGGCCAGUGCCCACGUGGUGAAGAAGAAGAUGCCAGAAAAAGCCAGCGGCCCCAUGUGCAGCGUGGGAGUCCAGGCCCCAGGCACCCCUCUGACCCACGAGCGCCAGCCCCUGGAGCGUCCAGCAUCCGCGAGGAGGGCAAAGCGCUUCGCCUCGGUCAUGCGCUACGUGGAAAUGCUGGUGGUGGCGGAUGAGAAGAUGGCGCAGUUUCACGGCGCGGGGCUGGAGCGGUACCUCCUCACUGUCAUGGCAGCUGCCGCCAAGUUCUUCCGGCACCCGAGUCUGAGCAACCCAGUCAACCUGGUGGUGACACGGCUAGUGGUGCUGGGCCAAGCCGAGGACGGGCCCUCCAUCACCAGCAACGCUGCCCAAACCCUGCGCAAUUUCUGCAAGUGGCAGCAGGGACUCAACAAGGCAGACGAUGCCGACCCUGAGCACUUUGACACAGCCGUGCUCUUCACCCGCCAGGACCUGUGUGGCAUCUCCACCUGCGACACACUGGGCAUGGCAGACGUGGGAACCGUGUGCGACCCAGCCCGCAGCUGCUCCAUCGUGGAGGAUGAUGGCUUGCAGUCAGCCUUCACCGCGGCCCACGAACUCGGCCAUGUGUUCAACAUGCUUCAUGACAACUCCAAGCCCUGUGAGGAGCUGAACGGCCGUAGUAGCAGCUCCCGUCACAUGAUGGCACCUGUGAUGUCCUACGUGGACCCAGAAGAGAUGUGGUCGCCGUGCAGCGCCCGCUUCAUCACUGACUUCCUCGACAAUGGCCAUGGCCACUGCCUCCUGGACAGGCCACGUGAGCCCCUGCACCUGCCACCUGCCCUCCCAGGCAACGACUACAAUGCUGACCGACAAUGCCAACUGACUUUCGGGUCAGACUCACGCCACUGCCCCAAACUGCACCCACCCUGCUCCUCCCUGUGGUGCACGGGCCGCAUCAAUGGGCACUUCAUGUGCCAGACCAAGCAUUUCCCCUGGGCUGACGGCACCCCCUGUGCUGAGGGCAAGACCUGCAUGAAUGGUCGCUGCAUCAGCAAGAUUGAGAUGAGGGCCUUCAAGACUCCUGUCAAUGGUCGCUGGGGGCCCUGGGGCCUGUGGGGCAAGUGCUCACGGACCUGCGGCGGGGGUGUGCAGUACUCCAUCCGUGAGUGCAACAAGCCCGUCCCCCGCAAUGGCGGCAAGUACUGCGAGGGCGAGCGCACCAAGUACCGCUCCUGCAACGUGCAGGGCUGCCCAGGGGGCACUGCCCUCUCCUACCGAGAGCAGCAAUGUGCCAUCUACAACAACCGCCCAGAUAUGUUCAAGAGCCUCCCUGCCCCCAUGGACUGGGUGCCCCGCUACAGCGGUGUGGCUGAGAAGGACCAGUGCAAGCUAACCUGCCAGUCCCAGGCACUGGGCUACUACUACGUGCUGGAGCCACGGGUGGCUGACGGCACGCCCUGCUCGCCUGACAGCACCUCGGUGUGCGUGCAAGGCCGCUGCAUCAACACUGGCUGUGACCGCAUCAUCGGCUCCAAGAAGAAGUUUGACAAGUGCAUGGUGUGCGGGGGCGAUGACAGCAGCUGCACCAAGACCUAUGGCAAAUUCAUCAAGCCCCGCUAUGGGUACAACAAUGUUGUCACCAUCCCGGCCGGAGCCACGCAUAUCAGGAUCAACCAGACCAGUGGCUCAGGCACAGCCAGUGAUGGCAUCUACUUGGCGCUGCGGAGGCAGGACGGCAGCUAUGCCCUGAAUGGGAACUACGUGCUGGUGCCCUCUGAGAUGGACAUACGCCUGCCAGGUGGCAUAAGCCUGCGUUACAGCGGUGCCACCAAGAACAUGGAGACCAUCAUGGGAAAUGGGCCACUCCAGGAGCCCCUCAUGCUGCAGGCCCUGGUGGUGAGCGACCAGCGGGCUCCGCGCCUCAGGUACACCUUUUUUGAGCCCAAGCAGCGGAGAUUGUCAUCCAAGGAGUGGCUCAGACAGAAGGAUCAGAUCCUGGAGGUCCUGAGGAGCAGGCGUCGCUACCAGUAGCUUCCAGUGCCCCCAGCCUUGGACCCCCCCAUUGCAGGGAGCAGCCACUUGUGCCCCCCGUGCACCUGGGUUGGUGGGACUCAGAGGAAGCCACCUGGCCUGGGAGCCCCACUCACUGUUACGGACAAGCUGGGGCCCUGAAGCCCUGGACAGCUGCAAUGCAGCUCUGCUCUCCCAGACCCAGUGACUGCACAGCAGAGACCAAGGGGGGAUGCAGGCCCAGCACACUGCUGGGGACUGUCAGCUCCAUCCAGCCCUACAGACUGGGACCAGCCAUCCAAGGACAGCUCAAUGGGUGAGGCAGGAGCCUCUACCCACAGCCGGCCUGGAGCCCCUCUGCGCAUGGCCAAAAGGAACUGUGCACCAGUCUCUAUUUAUUUGGUUAUUUAUUGCUGGCCAGAAGCAGGACUGGGUGCCGCCCUGGGUCCAACACUGCUGCUUCUCCCUGUGGCCCAGUGAGACUAGGACCUGCUCUGGGCACUGCCAGGCCUCGGCCAGCACCGGCUGCGAAGCACGUGUGAAACAACGUCUACCUCAGCCGCAGCACCUCCAGCCUGCCAGCCCCCCAUGAUCAGGGCCCUGGCUCCUGGCAGCUCCUAGUAGCCCCCCCACUCCCCCACUGGAGCUGGGUCUCAUGGGGUUUUCCAAUGUCGGUCCCGACUGGCAAGGGGCAAAUGCCCCCCUCGGGGCAGCGAGGGCUGCAUAGGCAGGGCACAUGGAGCUGCCUGCAGCCUCAUGGGGCUCCCUUCACUCCCGCUGCACCCUGGCCUGGCCCUGGUGUCCCUGGCACCAGGAGCAGCGAAGUCCUGGUGCUGCAGGUCCUGGACCCCACCAAACCCUGCCACUCUCAGGCCAGGGCAGGACGGGGGCUGGGGCCACAGGGAGGGUUGCAGUCUGGAAAACUGGGAUGAGGUCCAGCAAGGGCAGGAGAAGAGCUCCGGAGACCGUGCGGUCUAGGGGGUGCAGCCAGGUGCUGCUCCAGCUCUGGGGGGAAGCGAUGCCCAAUGGUGGGAGCUGCUGGUGGCCGCUGGUGCUGGCACCGCCCUCCAGGAGUGGGCAGGUGUGCAGUGCGGGGGGAAGUAACCACUAUGUCAAAUGCUUCUCAGUCUGGUGGAUGG